AAAAAUUUGGAUUUCGACCAGAUCUUUGCAAUUUCUUCCUAUUCAUUCAGUUAGUUAUUAUGACCACUGUGGUAGUUACUGGUGCAGGUGGUUUCCUCGGAAAACUGUUAGUCGAAAAACUGUCAAAAGAUGAAGCAAUUAAAACUAUCUUAGCACUUGAUAGAAAAGAACCGCUAGAGAGCUUAGGUGACUUGCCCAAAACUAAUAAGAAAAUUGUCGAUAUCACCGAUCAAGUUCAAGUCCAAGAUGCCAUCAAAGGAAGUGAUGUUCAAGGCGUCGUCCAUCUUGCCGCAAUUAUGUCAGGUCAAUCUGAAGCUGAUAUUACCAGUGCAAUGAAGAUAAACAUGAUCGGAGCGAUUAAUGUGAUGUUAUCUGUAGCACAGGAAGGGAAGUGUCCGCGUUUUGUAUUCUCAAGUUCGAUUGCUGCUUUUGGAAACGUUUCCCAUCUCGUCACUCAUAAUCCUGUUGUAAGUGGUGGGGCUCCGGACGAUAGACAACCAGCGAGCACAUAUGGCUCCGCAAAAGCAGCAGUGGAAUUGCUGUUAGCAAAUUAUUCCCGUAAAAAACUUUUGGACGGUAUUUCCCUUCGGAUACCAAUCGUAGCAGUACGACCUGGAAUUCCGUCUGGUGCAGCUUCUACCUUUGUUAGUGACCUGGUACGCGAACCCUUGUAUGGAAAUCAUGUGAAGUGUCCUGUGGCUCCAGAACAAAAAGUUGUCGUUAUAUCACCAAGAAAAACGAUUGAAGCCUUGCAUACGGCUUUGCUUCAUAUGAAUACUAAGGAGUUGGGACCGUCCCGAGUACUAGUAGUACCUGGUAUAAGCGCACAGGCCAAGGACUAUGUUGACUCACUUUGCAGAAUUGCUGGUGAGAAGACUGCAAAGCUGGUUUCGUACGAACAGGAUCCAAAGAUAGUUGAUAUAAUUAGUACUUGGCCAAGCAGCAUGGAGUCAAAAAUCGCUGUGAAGCUGGGACUCUCUGCAGAUAAAAGUACUGACGACAUCGUACGUCAAUUUAUAGAAGACUACUUGUCGUAAGUCACCUAAUAAAAGCGUAUCUCUCUCUUGCCUUAAGAAAUAUGUGUUGCUGGCA
Molecule: messenger RNA, 1092 nt
Organism: Galdieria sulphuraria
Lineage: Eukaryota; Rhodophyta; Bangiophyceae; Galdieriales; Galdieriaceae
Product: NAD dependent epimerase/dehydratase family protein
Exons: 1
Coding region: 60-1037 (325 amino acids)
Molecular function (GO): oxidoreductase activity
Source: RefSeq, a predicted model, not a curated record